CAUAACAGCAGUGUGGUGGGUGCUGCCAUGGCAACGACUAGAGCGUCAACCAGUGACUGGAAAAAGACAACAUGUCCGGGGGAGCCACACGUCGUGAAAAGAGAGAGCAACCAAAAGCAAAGGACAAUGAGCUACAGAAAGAGGAAAGUGUCUUCCUCCAGUGGGAAGUGCUGCCAAACCAACAAAUCCAAGAGCUGCUUAAGAAAACUAUGGACGAACUUCAGAUUGAAAUCAAAACGAUUCUGGACUUGAGGAAUCAUCAGAUCUGUAUGAAGGAAGCUGCCCUGCUGGAUUACUAUGUCUGCGGCUUCUGGUGGGCGAAAGAGGCCAACUUCACCCCCAUAAAAAUCUCCUUCACCAUGGCUGUACUGCACAUGCUGCUGGAUAACAUAAGAGAGAAACAGAUGGUUUUAGUGGAGAACUUGAUGGAGUUUGCCAAGGCCUUAGGUGCUGCCUGCCAGUGGUCGACUUUAAAGGAAGACAGCCCUCCACUUCUAGACAGAGAAGAAGCCACGGCACUCAUAAGUUACAUCAGAAACAGUCUGUUUCAGAAAUACAGACUCUAUGAGCUUCUGUUCACCACAUCCAGAGAGGAGCUACUGACAGGCAUGGAGUCAAACAUGCUGUUUUCCAGAGGACCAUUGAGGUGUUUGGCUGUCAGGAUGCUCUCACUCCCUUGGAGGAAGGUAUUUCCACUCACCUCUCCUUCCACUAAAUGGCUCUGCCUGUUAUCCAGAGAAAUGAACAGGUGAUGAUGAAUAGAGGGAUAGCAUCAGUGUGAGCUGUGACUUGUGAUUCCUUUGUCGUCCACAGUAGGGCGUUGUCCGUCUGUGGAAUCACACUGUACAUACGCAGUCCACAUGUCAUCUUUGCCCUUACUUUUGCUUUGUUUCUGUACCUUUCACACAAUCCAUGUUGUUAGACUGCCUCACAUGGAUCAAAUGACAGAUAAAUUAAUUUAUCAUUUAUUAUGAUCUAGGCUAAUUUUUAGACUUCCUAUGGGUAAAGUGGUAUGUAACAAUGACACAGGUUACACGUUUUUUCCUUCACAAUAGAUGGUUAGUCGGUUUGUU
Molecule: messenger RNA, 1073 nt
Organism: Sander lucioperca (pikeperch)
Lineage: Eukaryota; Metazoa; Chordata; Actinopteri; Perciformes; Percidae
Gene: cabcoco1
Product: ciliary associated calcium binding coiled-coil 1
Exons: 6
Coding region: 72-752 (226 amino acids)
Source: RefSeq, a predicted model, not a curated record